AUGUCAACGGACGAACUGGCAGAAAUCAACGGCGUAAAGCCCAAGCAGCUGCUUGCUGACGGGGAGGAGGUCGAAGUCAAGUCGAUGACAAGCAACUCACAGUACAAAGUAAAGAGGACUUUCGACCAUUACUAUUGUUCAUGCCCGGCAUGGAGGAAUCAAGGCGGCGCCCCCGUCAACGCGCGCACCUGCAAGCAUCUCAAGAGCCUCCUCGGCGAGGCGUACGAAAAAGCGCGUCUACAGCUCAAGAACCCUCACGGGAACGUGUCCAAACCCUCUGGCAAAGGAAAAACAGCACAGAAGCGUAAGAAGGCCGACGGCGACGGCGACGAUGACGCGAAACCGGGAAAGAAGCAGAAGAACGUCGAUGAUGAAGAUGAAGAGGAGGAUGAGGACGCGCCGCCUGCUCCUACCAGGGGUAAGAAAACGGUCCCAAAACUACUCCUCGCGAACAAGUGGGAUAUCGUGGACGGUCCUGACCCCACCGGCUGGUGGAUUUCUGAGAAAUUGGACGGCGUCAGAGCGUACUAUGACGGCAAGCGCAUGCUCAGCAGACUCGGUAACCCGUUCACGCCACCUUCCUGGUUUCUCGAUAAAUUGCCGAAGGAUGUUACGCUGGAUGGAGAACUCUUCGGCGGGCGGGGCGAGUUCCAAGCCACAGUAUCUAUCGUCAAAACGCUCAACUCCAAGCUCUGGGAGAACAUCACCUUCCAGGUCUUCGACGUCCCUUCAAUGGGCACCCAGCCCUUCGAGGACCGCAUCGCUUACCUCACGCGCACCUUCGGCGCGGGCGGGACGCACGCGUGUAAGGAGGUCGUCGUCGUGCACCACGAGCGGGCCGAGAGCCGCGAGCACGUCCUGCGCCGGCUCAAGGCGGUCGAGAAGGAGGGUGGGGAGGGGCUGAUGCUCCGCGAGCCGGGGUCGGUUUAUGAGGGACAUCGGUCCAGCACGUUGCUCAAGAUCAAGACGUUCUACGACGCUGAAGCUGUCGUGACGGGCUACGUCCCCGGGAAGGGCAAGCACAAAGGCAGCACGGGCGCGCUCAAAUGCAAGAUGGCUUCGGGAAAGGCCUUCAGCGUUGGGAGCGGGCUGAGCGACAAGCAGCGCCGGAGCCCGCCUAAAGUCGGGGCGAUCAUCACGUAUCGCUUCCAAGAGCUCACCAAGGACGGCGUACCUAGGUUCCCGACGUUCAUAGGGGAGGCUAUUGACAAAUCUGAGCCCAAAGAUGCUGAAGUACCGGCUUCACGCAUAGUGAAGAAUGCUACGAGUGCAUAGUGAUGCUCCAAAGAUACCCGAACCCUACUCUACAUGUCACUCUAUAUUGAAACACUCAUAUGUGGACUACUGACCAAAAUAUUGUUGUGAGGAAAUAGUCGUGUUUCAUUCUACUUGCUUCCACAUAGCUUCCAACUGCGCAACCUCCAUCAUCUCUCCGCCGCUCACAAUCGACAUGCCCAUAGCCGCUUGGCUCUGCUGCGCAGCAUGCGCUCCCGCCAUCGUAUUCCACCCAUACCCCACC
Messenger RNA from Gloeophyllum trabeum ATCC 11539, 1519 nucleotides. Its product is annotated as DNA ligase/mRNA capping enzyme. Gene Ontology annotation, biological process: DNA recombination; DNA repair. Gene Ontology annotation, molecular function: zinc ion binding; DNA ligase (ATP) activity; ATP binding. NCBI's taxonomy places the organism in Eukaryota, Fungi, Basidiomycota, Agaricomycetes, Gloeophyllales, Gloeophyllaceae. The transcript is spliced from 13 exons. The record is from RefSeq and is a predicted model, not a curated record. The coding region runs from base 1 to 1275 and encodes 424 amino acids.